UCCGGUGUGCAAGAGAGUGCUGGAUCGACGCAGCCAUGCCAGUGGUGCCAGCACGGUUGAUUGGAAUAGUGUAUCAGUUUUCCAUUCCGUUCGCCUUGUUCCCAAUUACAUUUGCGAUGGAUUGCAAGCCUUCGCCAAUUCUAUUUCAUUCGGCUUGAUGAGGGCUAAAUUGCACUUUAACGCAAACAAACUAAAUAACAACCAUGCGCCAUAAAUAAUGCCCGUCGCUUUACCGUGAGCAUGUCCUAGUGGUCGACCAGUGUGAAAUGUGUACAAUAGCCCCAAACAAGGGUCAGUUUGGACGAAAAUGACCAAAUUCCAACAAAUGGAAAACGAUGGCGAGCAGAUAAAAAGGUUUGUUUUCGGUAGCAAAUCUAGGCACGGGGCCUCGUAUGUGGGUGAAAAGCUGGAAAUACUCAUACCGGAGCUUCCACUGCCAGGAUAUUCGUUCUACACCUGGCCCUCUGCCCCGGUGUUGGCGUGGUUUCUCUGGGAACGGCGGCACUCGCUCAUCAACAAGCGGAUACUGGAGAUAGGAGCCGGCACAGCACUGCCGGGUCUGCUGGCUGCCAAGUGUGGGGCUCACGUAACACUCAGCGAUUGCAGUACGCUACCGAAAACCUUGGAACACAUCCAACGCUGCUGCAGGCUGAACAAUUUAGUGCCCGGCCCGGGCAAGGACAUCGAGGUUAUCGGGCUGACGUGGGGACUGUUUCUGGAUCAGGUGUUGCAGCUCGGCCCGCUGGAUCUGAUCCUCGGCUCGGACGUGUUCUACGACCCGUCAGUGUUUGAGGAAAUCCUAGUGACGAUAUCAUUCAUACUCGAGGCGAAUCCGGGAGCGAAAUUCAUCUGCACCUAUCAGGAACGGAGCGCCGACUGGUGUAUCGAGAAUCUGCUCAAAAAGUGGGACCUGGUGUGCUCCGUGAUUAGCUUGGACAAUCUGAGCGAGGAUCUCGGUGUCGACCCGCAAGAGUUGAUGGGCAACCAUACCGUGCACUUGCUGGAAAUAGUACGAAAGCCUAUCGGAUAAAAUCAAACGGUCGUCGGUCAGUCGAGUGAUUAGCCACAACCGAUACACUGCCAUGUCUUCCACCACAGCUGCCGCCAGUACCAUCGCCCGAGGGGUGCAAAAACUGUUCGUGGGCAACCUACCGUGGACGGUCAGCACAAAGGAGCUGAAAACGUACUUCUCCAAGUACGGUCACGUCCAUUCGACCAACGUAAUCUAUGACAAGUCGACCGGCAUCAGUCGCGGCUACGGGUUCAUCGUGUUCAGUACGCGGGAGGGCUUCACCAAUGCCACCAACAACCGGUUGCACGUGCUCGAGGGACGUGUGCUGGACUUGCAACCUGCCUCUUCUUAAAAUUAAACAUAAAUUCUAGCUACAUAGCAAAGGGGGAAUGAUUCGUUUUAAAUAGUUACAGAGUCGAAUUCAUGAUUUCGUUGAAUAGAAACAUUAUUUAGCUGUAAUCCGU
Anopheles gambiae (African malaria mosquito) is the source of this 1476-nucleotide messenger RNA. Its product is annotated as histone-arginine methyltransferase METTL23. Lineage: Eukaryota; Metazoa; Arthropoda; Insecta; Diptera; Culicidae. The transcript has 2 exons. The record is from RefSeq and is a predicted model, not a curated record. The coding region runs from base 308 to 1030 and encodes 240 amino acids. Gene Ontology annotation, cellular component: cytoplasm; nucleus.